GCUAGUCCUUGGAGCCAAGCAAAUUACAAAAUAAUUCGAUUAUUUUUAAAUUGUUCGGAACCCUACGCUUCCACCGUCUCCUCCGCCGUCGUUCUGAUCCAUCGUCGUCGCCGGAAUUUUGUGAAGAUUUGAGUGGACAGAAUGCAGGCUGCGGGUGGUGCUGCAAUGAUGGGCUCUUUGCAAAUUGUUGUUUGUGCGAAGGGAUCGUGUUUUCCUUCAAAAGGUUAUGGCAUCCGUGUGUUUCCGCAAAACAGGAGAAUGAACAUCUCGAAACUCCGUAAAUCCUCUAAUGUUGAAGCAAGCAUGGUUGCGGGGAAGCAAUCAUCUUCCUUCUCUGUCACCGUUCCAGAUAUUGAAGGCGUAAGUGACUUUGUAGACCAUGGUUUGAAUGAAAUGGAUCCCGAAGUUCAAAGUAUUAUCAAAAAAGAAAAGGAGCGACAGUUUAAAAGCCUCGAACUUAUUGCCUCAGAGAAUUUUACGUCUCGGGCAGUUAUGGAGGCAGUAGGGUCCUGUCUCACAAACAAAUAUUCAGAAGGAUUACCUGGAAAGAGAUACUACGGUGGCAAUGAACAUAUCGACAAGCUUGAAACACUCUGUCAACAAAGGGCUCUAGCAGCAUUUCGUUUGGACAAUAACAAGUGGGGUGUAAAUGUUCAACCAUUAUCUGGUUCACCUGCUAACUUCGAGGUUUAUACUGCAAUUCUUAAUCCACAUGAUCGGAUCAUGGGUUUAGACUUGCCUCAUGGAGGCCAUUUGUCUCAUGGGUUUAUGACACCAAAAAGGAGGGUAUCAGGCACAUCAAUUUAUUUUGAAUCUAUGCCUUAUCGUCUUGAUGAGACUACAGGUAUUGUAGAUUAUGACAUGCUCGAAAAAACUGCUAACUUGUUUCGACCAAAGCUGAUUAUCGCUGGUGCAAGUGCUUAUCCACGAGAUUUUGACUAUCCUCGCAUGAGAAAUAUUGCCGAUUCUGUUGGUGCUUUUCUCAUGAUGGAUAUGGCUCACAUAAGUGGGCUUGUUGCUGCUUCUGUGGUCGCCGAUCCUUUUGAAUACUGUGAUAUCGUGACCACAACUACACACAAGUCUCUGAGAGGUCCAAGAGGUGGCAUGAUCUUCUUCAGGAAGGAUCCUGUUCUCGGAGUCGACUUAGAAUCUGCUAUUAAUAAUGCUGUGUUUCCAGGAUUACAGGGUGGUCCUCAUAAUCAUACAAUUGGGGGACUUGCUGUCUGCUUGAAGCAUGCACAAUCUCCAGAGUUCAAGGUCUAUCAGAACAAGGUCAUCUCCAAUUGUAGAGCUCUUGCAAGUCGACUUAUUGAGUUAGGUUAUAAGCUAGUCUCUGGCGGAAGUGACAAUCACCUAGUUCUUGUCGAUCUCAGGCCAUUGGGUAUCGAUGGCGCACGAGUGGAGAAAAUUCUCGACAUGGCCUCAAUCACUCUCAACAAGAACUCUGUUCCCGGUGACAAGAGUGCUUUAGUUCCAGGAGGCAUUCGAAUCGGGUCGCCUGCCAUGACCACCCGAGGAUUCACCGAGAAAGAGUUCAUAGCAGUUGCAGACUUUAUCCAUGAGGGUGUUAAGAUAACUCUUGAUGCCAAACCACUGGCCCCAGGAUCAAAGCUCCAAGAGUUCCUCAAGUUCGUGACAACCUCUGAUUUCCCUUUGAUCGACCGAGUUUCUGAUCUUCGCUCGAGGGUUGAAGCUCUUACAACUCAAUUCCCAAUACCUGGCCUGUAAGUAUCACUUCACAGAAGGAAAUGGGUAUACAUUUACAAUAAACAGGGGGGGAGGGGGGACAUGUCGUGUUAUGUCGUGUCGUGUUUGUGUUAGUUGUACUAAUAGAAACUAGAUAGUUUGGAACAUUAUAUAAGACGUUGUUGCAGCUAUGUACGAGGCUUAGUUAGCUACGUUCAUGUUGGCAGAUAUUAAUAUUUGCCAACACGUUCAAUUAUUAGUUCAUACGAAUGCUUUGAAUACAAA
This is a messenger RNA of Cucurbita moschata (crookneck pumpkin), 1971 nucleotides long. Its product is annotated as serine hydroxymethyltransferase 3, chloroplastic-like. The coding region runs from base 142 to 1728 and encodes 528 amino acids. Gene Ontology annotation, cellular component: cytoplasm. Gene Ontology annotation, biological process: folic acid metabolic process; tetrahydrofolate interconversion; L-serine catabolic process. Gene Ontology annotation, molecular function: zinc ion binding; serine binding; glycine hydroxymethyltransferase activity. The record is from RefSeq and is a predicted model, not a curated record. Lineage: Eukaryota; Viridiplantae; Streptophyta; Magnoliopsida; Cucurbitales; Cucurbitaceae. The transcript is spliced from 12 exons.